AACCAAAAUAAGAAGAAGACGAUGAUGAAUUUUUGGAGCUUUCUUCACUGAUCCUUUUUCUUUUUAAUUGUCUCUCCUCUGAUUUCAUUUUUUACACAAUCCGACCUCUGAACAAGAGCCUCUUUGUGAAAGAUGGUUUUGAGCUGGCGACGAGCCUUCUGCACUUCUAUCCCCAAGGAUCAGGACCGCCCUGGAGACGCCUCCACCCCCAGGCUCGCCUCCAGAUUCGGCAGAUUCUUCUCCGAGCCCUCCACGCCUCGAUUCCACUCUCAGCCGCUCUCCAGCCCCUCUCUCCGUUGCCGAACUGCUGCUGCUCCAUGUGUUACGCCUUCCGAGAGCCCUAGGCUUCAAUGCCGGACUAGGAAGAGUCCGCGAUUCUUCACCAGCUCCGCGCCUUCCUCGCCAAGGUCGCCGUCCACGUUUUCGCUGAUUAAAUCCGGACUCCGUAUCACCAAGAGUAGGUGCGGAAUAUGCUUGCAGAGCGUGAAGACGGGGCAAGGCACCGCCAUUUUCACGGCGGAGUGCGGCGACGCUUUCCAUUUCCCGUGCAUCGCCGCUCACAUGAAGAAGCAAGGGGUGAGAUCCGCCCUCGCCUGCCCCAUCUGCAGCGCUACAUGGAAGGAAAUGCACCUCGUGGAAACCGAUCCAUCCACCGAUCUGCGCGGCGCGGAUAAUAAAUCCUCUUCUGUGUUUAAGGUCUACAACGACGACGAGCCGCUCUCCUCUCCGACUUCCGGCGCGCGAUUCAUUCCGAUUCUCGAAUCGGAUGAGACUGAAGAGGAAAACGACGAUUUCCCCGGCUUCUUCGUCGCCAACAAUGUCGUUCCGGAUAAGAUCAAGUCAAGGAAUGUGGAAAUCGGUCUGUUAUCUGAGGCGGUUGUGGUGUCAGUAGGAAAAACUAGCGAGACAUACGCCGUCGUUUUGAAGGUGAAAGCUCCGACGCCGCCUCCGCGAAGAGCGCCGAUCGAUUUGGUGACCGUGCUGAAUGUGAGCAGAAAUGUAACCUCCGAUAAGCUCCAUCUAAUGCGGAGGAUGAUGCGGAUGGUGGUGUCCUCCCUCUCCGCCGCCGACCGCCUCUCCAUCGUCGCAUUCUCCACCACAUCCAAGCGGCUUCUCCCCCUCCGCCGCAUGACCACCGCCGGCAAGAGAUCCGCCCGCCGCAUCAUCGACGCCGUCGUCGCACUCGACGGCGGCGCCACCAGCGCCACCGACUCGCUGAAGAAGGCUGCCAAGGUCAUCGAGGAUCGCCGCGAGAAGAAUCCCGCCGCCAGCAUCCUUCUCCUCUCCGACGGCCACCGCAGCGGCCCUCUCGUGUCGUCCACGCGCUUCUCCCAGUCCGAGAUCCCCGUCCACUCCGUCAACCUGAGCGCGUGCGUCCACGCUCCUCCCGGAGGCGAUCAUGCCGCGAACUGCGUGACCAGCCUGCUUAGCCAGGUGGCGCAGGACCUCCGGGUCCAGGUCUCGUUCGCGGCAGGUUCGGCCCCGGGCGAGAUCUCCGCGGUCUACACCUACGCGGGCAAACCGGCCCUGGUCGGAUCCGGUUCGAGCUGGUGCCGGGUGGGGGAGCUCCACUCGGAGGAAGAGCGAGAAUUGCUAGUUGAAAUGAGGGUCCCACCAGCAACCGGUGGUGCCCGGAGGCUAAUGUCGAUCCGUUGCUGUUACAAAGACCCGUCAACUCAACAGACCAUAUACGACAAGGAGCGGUGCCUCGUCAUCCCCCGCCCACGCGCCGUCGGAUCCUCCACUCGCGACAUCCAACGCCUCCGCUGCCUCUUCGUCACCACGCGCGCUGUAGCCGAGAGCAGCAGGCUCUCGGACCGCAACGAUGUGGCCGGGGCGCUCAGCAUGCUCGCCUCGGCCCGCGCCCUCGUCCUCCAGUCGGGCUCGGGCUCUGGGGAGGAGUUUGUGCGCGGCCUGGAGGCCGAGCUCGCUGUGCUGAAUUGCAAGCGGCAGGACCUGGCGCAACCGCGAUUGGGCCGGCCCGAAGACAACAAGGCCGAGCCGCUCACGCCGACGUCGGCUUGGCGGGCAGCCGAGCGCCUCGCCAAAGUCGCUAUAAUGAGAAAGUCAUUGAAUAGAGUCAGCGACUUACAUGGGUUCGAGAAUGCGAGAUUUUAAUAUUUGUGUUUGUUAUUAUUACUAUUAUUAUUAUUAUGAAUAUCUUAGUAGUCAAAUAAAUUACAAAAAGUUACUAUAAGAAAAAUGUACAAAUAUAUUUUGUGAAAAAAGGCCAGAGGUGGUUUGUGAGGCCCAUGGAAAUGAGAGGCCCCGCGUAGUAUAAUUGAUUGAGGGGUAUCGUUGUGGGGUUUCUCAAAUUAAUUUUUUUUUUUUUUUUGGGGGGGGGGGGGGGUCAUGAUAUAUUGCUUGUUCUAUUAUUUCUUUUAUCCUUAUUUCAAAUUAUAAAAUAGUUGUAGGGAACGAUGUUAUGAUUUGAUAUGAAUGGAUGUCUUAUAGCAAUCAACUGAAAAGUUAUCGUGGAGGUGUCCUUUUAUGUAAAAAAUUAAUAUUGUUGGUAUAUAUGUGUUGAAGUAAAGCUUGGUUUGUAUUAA
Molecule: messenger RNA, 2549 nt
Organism: Salvia splendens (bonfire salvia)
Lineage: Eukaryota; Viridiplantae; Streptophyta; Magnoliopsida; Lamiales; Lamiaceae
Product: probable E3 ubiquitin-protein ligase EDA40
Exons: 3
Coding region: 133-2118 (661 amino acids)
Source: RefSeq, a predicted model, not a curated record